CAUAAACUGUGGGUUUUUCUUCCUCAGGCGGAAACACGAGCUGUGGUCGAGCUAUUAGCUGCUUUAUCAUAAUAUUCAACAUUACGAUCGCAACUCGGCGUCAUACUAACACAUUAAGGACUGAUAUAUUUAUUAUAUACAUACUGCAGGUCUUACUCAACUAGUCGGACUUAGUGUUUGUGAUUUAAUUUACUGAAGUAAACUUUAGACAGAGAUUCGUUUCUGACUAGCAGCCCGAGCUAACAGCUAAACUAGCGCAAAAUGCUAAAAACAACUUAAUCUCUAUUAUUUUCACAUUUUAUUGUCAUUGAUUGUAAGUUUGCGAAUGUCUUUCCUCUCUGAAACACAUUUUGUAUACAGAUGCCAACAUUUUCAAGCUCUAUAAAUGAGCUGGAGUAAAUGAUCAGUUAGUUCUGCUUUAAAUACGAAUGUUUGUGAUAAAAUGGAUCUUUUAAUUCAUCAAUUCAUCAAUAAAAUGAACAACAACAUAAGCAGACUUCAUUAUAACUCAUAUGAGGAUGAUUCAGGGGCAUCCAGGGUUCAUGUGCUGAACUCAGGGCCUCCUCAUGUAAGCCCAACCAAGAGAAAACACCGUGAGGACCACGACUCGGAUGAAGAACACAUGAACAAAACAAGUCGCUUACUGGCGUCACAUCUGAGGAGUCCUAAUGGAGACACUGUGAAUCCGGAAUCAUGGAAUCACAAUCAUAAUCAUCAUGUGUUUGCACCAUUCCCCAUAUUUGCAAUGGAUCAGCCACUUGCAUUGACCAAACACAGCUCAGAUUCGGCCAGGAGUACUCGACUGUCACCUGGACCCAACACACAGCUCCAGCAGAAUCGUCCAUCUGUGAUCACGUGUGCCCCUGCGAGCAGCUGCACCUGCAGUCUGUCCAGCUGUCACAUGUCUCAUAACAGCUGCAGCUCUGGAUCCACCAACAAGACCAAUGCAAACACUGUGUGUGACCCUGUGAUCGAAGAGCACUUCCGCCGCAGUCUAGGGGACAUCUAUAAAGAGCCGGAGCCUGUCUCUAACUCAGUGUCCAUCACUGGCUCUGUGGAUGACCACUUCACUAAAGCACUGGGCGACACCUGGUUACAGAUCAAAGCCAGGGGCCACGGCCCUACAACCCCACAGCCUAAAUCAUCCUGAGGGCCGAUGUUAAACCUGUCUAAACACCUUGAGAUGACCCAUGAUGAUGGCAACAACUUAAAAACAGUUGGGCCUUUAAGAAGAACCCAUGAGUUUAGUUUGAAUGACAUCAGAGCAGUGUUAUGUGGAAUUUGAUAGGUGGUGACAUAAGUCUUUAGGUUUUACAGAUCAAAGUGAGACUGUUAUCAUGUUGUUUCACCCAGUUUCAUGUGUGAUUUGUGAUAGAGUUAUAAUCUGUGAUACAGGUUGAAAAUGAUUUCCUCCUUUACACGUUUAUGAAUCCAUCAAGUGCUUUUAACCAACAAUGUCCAAAGAUUGAUCUAAUAAUCCACAAGCUAACAUUUGUUCGGUCAUCAUUCCAAGAAAUAUGUGGCUCAUAUUUCACCCCAAAAUCAAAAGAAAAAAUAAGAAUUAUAUUUUAUAAUUUAUAAUGAAAUUAUAAUUAUUAUAUUAUAAAUAAUAUUGUUACAGUUUAAAAAUAAUUUAUAUUUAUUAAAAAAAUGAAGCCUAUAUUUAGGACCAUACAUUGCAUUUGCAUUAUUUUUUAUGACAUUUAAGCAUAUUUUACCAACCAUUUCAUGAAAUGCUUAAUUGGAAAAAAUAAAAAAUAAUAUAUAUAUAUAUAUAGUACAGUACAGUGCAAAAGUUUUAGGCACAUAAUAUAUUUCACAAAAGCGUUUGUCUUAAAAUGGUUAUUUAUAUUUUCAGCUUUAGUGUGUCAAUAGGAAAUAUAAAUGUUAGACUCCCAAACAUUACUUUUGCAAAUAGAAAAGAAUAGAAUAGAAGAACAGGGAGCCCUGCAACAGAUGUCAUCGCCCUCACAGCCACUGAACAUCGUGUCAGUCUGAGAUUACAUAAAAAGACAGAAGCAGUUGAGACAGUCUAAACAGAUAGAAGAACUGUGACGAAUUCUCCAAGAAGCUUGGAACAUCCUAUCUGCCAACAACCAUUAAAAACUGUGUCCAGGUGUACCUAGGAGAACUGGUGCUGUUUUAAAGGCAAAAGUGGUCACACGAAUAUUGAUUUAACUUUUGUAUGUUUACUGGACUUUGUAUGACAUUAAGUGAUAAAUGAAAACUAUGUAUUUCAUUAUUUUUGAAGACAUCCUCACUAUGCAACAUUUUUCACAAGUGCCUAAAACUUUUGCAUAUACAGUGUGUAUAUAUAUAUAUAAUGUACUUGGAAAUUUUUUCCCACAUUUCAUUAAUGCUUGCUUGUCAGGAAAGUAAUGUAACAAAGGAAAAAAAUAGGCUUUAUUCUUUUGAUUUUGGUGUGACAUAUUUCAUGACAUUCACCCCUUUAUCUUUCUUUAAUGCAUGAUGUUAAAACUGUUAUAGCUGGUAUCAAUUGUAGACUUAUUUACACUCUUCACUCAGAUAUCUUUAUUUUUGUCAAGUAACCGACUGCUGGGACAGUGUACUCGAUAUUUUUUUUAUAACGUAUUUCACGAAAAGUCUAAGCAGCUGGUUUGUACGUGACUGAAUGAUGUAUACACCUGCUGAUAGAUUAUCCAUAUAUCAAUGCCAAUGAAGACGUUUAAUGCAUAAUGAGUGUGAAGUGUGUACACUGCCUCUUUACAUGACUCUUGACGAGUCGUUUGCUGGCUUGUUUGAUUACUAUGUAGAUUUUUAGAAACCAAAGCUUAUUUCAGUUAAGUAGAUUUUAAACACUUUUAAUGCGAUCAGUACAGGCAACAGAUCACCCUGUUUGUGUUAAACUGUCCUGUGCAUUCAUUUCAAUAUCAAAUACACUUUUCUGUUUUUAUAACUCUGAAACAGUCUUUUUCUGCAGCAUAUGGACUGAAUUAUAAUGUAAAUGCUUUUUUUUUUUUUUUUUUUGGCGACUGAUUCCGUUUAUGCUAUUUAAUAACAGUCACUCAUCGUUUGUAUUUUCCUUUUUAUGUUUUAAUGAAUAUAAAUUACCAUCAUUGCGCCGUGCGUUAUGAAUACACAGUUUUAGUAACUUGUAUUACUGUUUAACUGUCAUUAACCAUUGUGCAUGCUAGUCCAAUUUCCCUUUGUAAUAUAUGUCAGAUGUUGAUUUAGAUUUAGUGAUACAGUAAUGCUGUCAUGUUUGAAGCCAUCUGAGAUUGCUACACUGAAAGUAGUUUAGUGGCCGAAUGACCAGUCUCUUGAUUGACCUGUUUGACAUGGGUAGAGCUACAUUCACAUGGAACUGAUAGUAACACAACGUAUAAUGUUGAUAUGAGUGACUGUGCCUUCAAAUGCUACAUUUAUAAAAGAAAAUCUUCUUUGAAUGUGACAUCAGUUUGCAACUUUUUGUUUUUCUUUGUUUUAUUUCUUUAAAUACCACUUUUAUAUUUUUACAUUAAAUAAAAUCACAUCAC
Messenger RNA from Myxocyprinus asiaticus (Chinese sucker), 3497 nucleotides. RefSeq names its product transcription cofactor vestigial-like protein 4. Gene Ontology annotation, biological process: negative regulation of DNA-templated transcription. Gene Ontology annotation, molecular function: transcription coactivator binding. Lineage: Eukaryota; Metazoa; Chordata; Actinopteri; Cypriniformes; Catostomidae. The transcript has 5 exons. Bases 443 to 1150 code for a protein of 235 amino acids. The record is from RefSeq and is a predicted model, not a curated record.